Sceloporus undulatus (fence lizard) is the source of this 8953-nucleotide messenger RNA. RefSeq names its product BICD cargo adaptor 1 (gene BICD1). NCBI's taxonomy places the organism in Eukaryota, Metazoa, Chordata, Lepidosauria, Squamata, Phrynosomatidae. Gene Ontology annotation, molecular function: dynein complex binding; cytoskeletal adaptor activity; dynactin binding. The record is from RefSeq and is a predicted model, not a curated record. Gene Ontology annotation, biological process: protein localization to organelle; positive regulation of receptor-mediated endocytosis; microtubule anchoring at microtubule organizing center. The coding region runs from base 227 to 3268 and encodes 1013 amino acids. The transcript has 11 exons. Gene Ontology annotation, cellular component: cytosol; Golgi apparatus.
CACCCACCUCUUUCUCCCUCCCCUCCCGCUGCCUCCUUUCUAUCCCUUGCCACCAUCUCUCCUUGCCCUUCUCUCUCUCCUUCCUUCUUCCUCCAUCCCCUCCUGCAGCCUCCUUUCCAUCCCUUGCCAUCAUUUCACCUUGCCUCCUUCUGUCUCUCUCAUUCUCUCCCUCCCUCCCUCCUUCUUUCCUUCCUUCCCUCCCUUCCUCCCUCCACCCUCCAAGGCUAUGGCUGCGGAAGAGCUCCUGGAGACCGUGGAUCAUUAUAAGACCGAGAUCGAGAGGCUGACCAAGGAGCUCUCAGAGACGACCCACGAGAAGAUCCAGGCGGCCGAGUAUGGGCUGGUGGUUCUGGAGGAGAAGCUCACCCUGAAGCAGCAGUACGACGAGCUGGAGGCCGAAUACGAGGUCCUCAAGCAGGAGCUGGAGCAGCUGAGAGAGGCAUUUGGACAGUCAUUCUCAGUCCACCGCAAAGUUGCUGAAGAUGGUGAGACACGUGAGGAGACUCUUCUUCAGGAAUCGGCAUCAAAAGAAGCCUAUUACCUUGGGAAAAUCUUGGAAAUGCAGAAUGAGCUGAAACAAAGUAGAGCUGUUGUUACCAAUGUUCAGGCGGAGAAUGAACGACUGACAGCGAUUGUCCAUGACUUGAAAGAGAGCAAUGAAAUGGCAGAACUCCAGCGAAUUCGGAUGAAAGAUGAAAUAAGAGAAUAUAAAUUUAGAGAGGCAAGACUCCUUCAGGACUAUACAGAACUUGAAGAAGAAAAUAUUACUCUGCAAAAGUUGGUUUCCACGCUGAAACAGAAUCAGGUUGAAUAUGAAGGUCUGAAACAUGAGAUAAAACGGUUUGAAGAAGAAACUGUAUUGCUUAAUAGCCAGCUAGAAGAUGCCAUUCGGUUAAAGGAAAUUGCUGAACAUCAACUAGAGGAAGCCUUGGAGACAUUAAAGAAUGAAAGAGAGCAAAAGAACAAUCUGAGGAAGGAACUUUCCCAGUAUAUCAAUCUAAAUGAUAGUAUGUAUAAUAACCAUAUUAAUAUCUCAGUAGAUGGAUUAAAAUUUGGAGAGGAUGGGAAUGAACCCAAUAAUGAUGAGAAAAUGAAUGGACACAUUCAUGGACCCCACAUGAAACUGAAUGGUGACUUUCGGACUCCCACAGUUAGGAAAGGAGAGUCUCUGCACCCAGUCUCUGAUCUCUUCAGUGAGCUUAACAUCUCUGAAAUGCAAAAACUGAAGCAACAACUCAUGCAGGUAGAGCGUGAGAAAGCUAUUCUCCUAGCCAAUCUUCAGGAGUCUCAGACACAGCUGGAACAUACAAAGGGAGCACUCACUGAGCAACAUGAACGGGUUCACAGGCUCACAGAGCAUGUCAAUGCUAUGAGGGGCCUACAGAGUAACAAAGAGUUGAAAGAUGUAGAUUUUGAGAAAGGCCAAGAUUCUGGGGAAGAAACCCAUGAUUAUGAAGUGGACAUUAAUGGCUUAGAGAUUCUAGAGUGCAAAUACAAAGUGGCUGUUACAGAGGUGAUUGACCUCAAAGCUGAAAUAAAAGCCUUAAAAGAAAAAUACAAUAAAUGUGUUGAAAACUACACUGAAGAAAAGACAAAAUAUGAGAGUAGAAUCCAGAUAUAUGAUGAACAGGUGACAAACCUGGAAAGGUCAACUAAGGAAAGCCAUGAGAAAAUGAUGCAGAUGGAAAAGGAAUUGCAGAGAAUUACAGGUGUUGCAAAUGAGAACCACAAUACCCUCAACACAGCUCAGGAUGAGCUGGUGACUUUCAGUGAAGAACUUGCACAGCUCUAUCAUCAUGUAUGUCUGUGUAACAACGAAACUCCUAAUAGGGUUAUGUUGGAUUAUUACAGACAAAGCAGAGUUACUAGAAGUGGAAGCCUGAAGGGACCUGAUGAUCCAAGAGGGCUUCUGUCUCCCCGACUUGUCAGGAGAGGAAUGGCGUCCCCCGUAGAAGCCAGGACACCAACUGAACAGGUUUCAAAAGAAGGAACAGAACUUAACAAAGAACAAAGUCCAACAAAGACACCCACAAUUUCUCCUGUCAUCACAGCCCCUCCUUCCUCUCCCGUUUCUGACACCAGUGACAUUCGCAAAGAGCCAAUGAAUAUUUACAACCUGAAUGCCAUAAUAAGGGACCAAAUCAAGCACUUGCAGAAGGCUGUAGACAGGUCGCUGCAGCUAUCCCGGCAGCGUGCGGCAGCCCGUGAACUAGUACCUAUGAUUGAUAAGGACAAGGAAGCCUUAAUGGAAGAAAUACUGAAACUGAAGUCCCUUUUGAGUACAAAACGAGAGCAGAUAGCAACCCUCAGGGCGGUACUGAAAGCAAACAAGCAGACAGCUGAAGUGGCCCUGGCCAAUCUGAAGAAUAAGUAUGAAAAUGAGAAGGCCAUGGUGACAGAAACCAUGACUAAACUGCGCAAUGAAUUGAAGGCUUUGAAAGAAGAUGCAGCAACCUUCUCAUCCUUGAGAGCCAUGUUUGCAACCAGGUGUGAUGAAUAUGUCACACAGCUAGAUGAGAUGCAGAGGCAAUUGGCAGCUGCAGAGGAUGAGAAGAAGACUCUAAACUCUUUGCUGCGGAUGGCUAUCCAGCAAAAACUCGCCCUCACCCAGCGUCUGGAAGACUUAGAGUUUGAUCAUGAGCAGUCUCGGCGGAGCAAAGGCAAACUUGGAAAGAGCAAGAUCGGCAGCCCUAAAGUAAGUGAGGAGGCAUCAGCCACCGUGCCAACCAUAGACACUUUCCUCCUGCAUAGUCAGGGCCCACAGCAACCAAAUAUACUGCUCAGCAGUGGCACUCAGAGGAAAAGACUAUUUUCACCUUCCCCUUGUGAUCAGAGCCAUCCCAGGACUUCAGGGACUCACCUACUGCCUUUAUUAAGAACCCCCCCUGAUCACGCCUCCACAGAAUCAUUUCUCUUGAGGGGCCCCCCUUCCAUGAAUGAAUUCUUCCAUGGGCACCGUCUCAGCAAGGAAAAAAGGUUAACUGUGGCCAUCCCAGUUUUGCCACGAGUGGAACGUUACCAAAUGCAGAACAUCCCUCAUGAGGAGCACUUGAGAGGAAUUUUCAUGGAUUUUGCAUCUAGGCCCAGUACAUGUUACCAAAUACAAGAUUGUCAGCAGCCUGCUGCCUCCAUACCGCCACACGGCUCACAACUAGCCAGGAGGCAAGACUGCCACACUGUCAGUCCUGAUGUAGCUCUUCUAGAAGAACAGCCACAUUCCAGCUCUCAAUGUGCCCCCCUCAGCUGUCUACCUAAGCCUCCUCCUUAAUCCUAAUCUUCAUAUGCAACCUAAGAGUUGGGGGAAACCUCCCCCCGUACAAACUGAGUCGGAGUUCUCACAGCAAAGGUACAGUUUGUGCCAAAGGAACCAGUCGGCAUGACUGCCUUGUUGCUGCUUCGAUGAGUCCGGACACAUAUCUACAGUCUCAAUAACUGAGGAUGUGUGGAAGAACAUAAAGCACAGUGCCCAAACUUUUGAGAAGAUCUUUAAGGUUCCUCUGGUUACAUCCAGAUAAAUAUGUCUGCAGUUUGGAAGUUAAAACAUGUUCCUCCCAGCUGUUCAGCUUGUACUGAGAAUGAGCUGAGAAUCUAAACUACUAAGGAACAGAACAAAGAAAGUACGAUACAGAACCUUAUUUUGAGGGGGGUUUUCAAGCACCGACUUGAGUUUUUAUUUAUGAUUUCAAGGGUGUUUCAUCUGUCUCUCCCCCUCCCUUUUAACCAUAUUUGCACCAUGAGUUUAUGUUUUAUUAAAAACACACUCCAUGUUAUGUGUUUUUAUUCUAUUAAUUUUUAAGUGGUCUAAAAAUAUUUUACAUUAAGAAUGAUUUGAUUUUUUUCCAGUUAGGAUUUUUUUUUUCAAUCGAAGAUUGUUCACUUGGCCAAAGAGUGUGGCCUGGUAUUGUUGUUUUCUUAAUUGCACAAAAAUGUUAAGUUGAAUUGGAAUGUGAACUUUGGGGGCAUUCCAGAGAAAGUUGGAUGUUCCUAAAUCCCAUUGAAAUAUAAAUGAAACAUUUAAAUUACAUUGAUUUCAAUAGAAGUCUGGUGUGCCUAACUUUCUCUGUAUUGUGCCCACUGACUUGUAUUUUUCUGCUGCACUACUAUUGUUUACGCACUUGUUUUAUAACUAAUAUGAAGUUAGCUGCUAGUUGUUUUACUAGUUCAUUGGAAUCUGAUUAAGAUGGAUUUUCCUGAACAAUGCAUUAAUAAUGGUUUGUUUGUGAUUAACUUUCAGUUUUAGGUGGGGUUUUGUUUUUGAGACUCCCUCCUUUUUUCCCUUUUCUUUUUUGUGUCUCAGACAAGCUGAUGACUUGGUGCUGUUCUUUUUUCUGUUUGAUGUUUGGACAAAAAUGCAAACAAACUUGAACUAAAUAUGCUGUGUUUUAUUAGUUUAUUUUAUUUUGAAGUGUUCAGGAUGUUCUUCACUUGCUGCUCCUAAAUUCAGUGUUACCAGGUUAAGGCCUUAACUUGACGAAAGAGAGGAGAAAAGAGAGUUAUCCAAGUGUGACAAUAAUGUAAUUUCCAGUUGCAUAUAGAAGUGAAGGUUGCUGAGCAAGUAAGAUUGAUAUCUGGGACUGAAAAUUCUUGCUGUAAUGCAUUUUUUUCUUGCCAAAAUUCCCAACAGCUAUAAACAUCUAGCUCAUUGUCAAUUCAAUGACAAAUACUCAGGUGAAACUCAAUAUACAGAUUAUGUUCUCAAGCUACAUGGUACUCCUGUUCUAAGAUUCCCUCCGUUAACAGCUUUUUUCAAGUGUGGCAGACAUAAAGGAAGAUGAGGGAUAAUACAUUUAUUUUGCACAAUGCCUAGAAGCAAUUCACAUUGCUGACUAGGCUUUGAGUUAUCACUUUGAACCCACUUUGGGUUUCCCAGAUAUAAUGCUACCCAGAAUUCUUGCUCUCAAUCAGAUAGCCUUAAUAGAGUUUAAAUAUGAAGGGCCUGGAGACAUUUAGGUUUCUUUGUCUGCUGCACUUAUGCAGAAAGGAAAGUCAACAUGUCUUGAGAUAUGCAGCCAUUUUGGAAGAAGUCAAAAGCAGCUGGGAGCUACAGUAUCUGAAUUUGAGAGGAAGAUUUUUUUUAAAACCCAAAGGGGGGAAGUAAGGGAGGGAUCUUCAACCAAGGAAAUCAGAAAGUCUAGUUGGCCAAUCUUUGUGCCUAACAAUCAUUAUCAUGAAAAAAAAAUCAGUUACCAAGGUGCUAAACACAGGAUAAUCUUAAUCAGCAAUUCAUGUAAUAUAAUUCCAUCAGAGCAGUAGGAGGUGAAAAAUAGUUUAGUAGUGGAAUCCACAAUCCACUAGAUAGCAACCUCUUUGCCUCUUAAGGGCAAAUAAGUGGCACCAUAGGGGCUUAAAUAAAUGGAAGUAUAUUGACUUAAACAGUUUGUGUCUCACACAGUUCUGCUAAAAAGGUAAAAUCCCCUUUGCACCCAUUCAUGCAUUUCUAUGUUGAUUAUCUUGUGAUACAUUUCAAAUUUUAAUGUUGUAUCUUCUGCUUAUAUUCCUAUGUAAUAAAGACAUGCCUACAAAUUCUCAUAUUUUAAGAGCAUCUGGGGCUGCCACCUCCAGCUUUAAAUGGGGCUCUCUUUUUUUUUUUAAAUAAAUUAAUUACUGUGCAAGAGUAUCUGGCUGAAUUGACAGUUUCUGCUAGUUUGCUGAGCACUUCAAUUACAAAUAUAUAUUGCAUCCACCUCAGUUCACUCCUGCACUCUCCAGACUGAUACCAUUGACUUUAAAAACACCAGGAACCCUAUCCAGGAGCAGAGGUGGCAGUUUGUCAGUACAAUAUUAGUAAACCCUGGCAUAAGACCUAUGGAAGUUUGGUUUAGUUUGAAUUGUGAAUGUUCUGUCCCAUGUUAUGCAUGAUGGUUUGUGACAAUGAGCUCAGUUUACAUGUUUAGUUCUUGGCCAUAGAGAUAAAUGGUCUUAAAAGUGCUUAGCUCCAGAUGAAUCAUGUCCCUUAUUUUUAUUAUGACACCAUCAGAGAGCUAUUUCAGUUGGGCCAAAGUACAUCAGAAUAUUUGGACAUGCUAGAGUGAAAUGUUUGUGUGUUUCAGAUAUGAAGAUUUUGGCACUGUUGUCUUAGUUGUGCUACAACUGAUUUUUUAAUAAACAUAAUUAGGAAUUAUAAAACUAUUAUUAUAACUGAAAUAAUCCCAUUAAUAUAUAUUUUAGGUUUUAAUCUCUUAUUCAUUUAUGGGAUAUAAACUCCUUAGAAUGCAAUGGGACUUACUUCCCUAGGAUAGGAUUGUACCCUGAAACUUCAGUCCUAAGCACACUUGCUUUCAGUCUGAAAGCCAGGGGUCUUAAUUUUAAGAACAUGCAUCGAGAAUGGUGAUUCAGCAUAUUGGAAAAUAUAGUUAGUGCUGUAUGAACUAAACUUUGUAAAGGGGAGAAUUCUAAAUAACGUAAAGUUGAAGGCUUUCAUGGCCGGCAUCCAGUUUUUUGUGGGUUUUUUGGGCUAUGUGGCCAUGUUCCAGAAAAGUUUCUUCCUGAUGUUUUGCCAGCAUCUGUGGCUGGCAUCUUCAGAGAAUGAUUCUAAAUAACAUUUGAAUAUCAACAAUAAUAUGGCCCCAGUUCAUAGAUCACUAUGCUUACCCUGCAGAAGCUUAUCAUGGCAAAAAAGUGAAGGCACAUAUCCCCAUCCCCGUUAAGAGACAGGAGGGCAUGGGUAUGUUCACCCCCAAAGCUUAGGGGCAAUGGGGCGAGGGUGAAGAAUACACCCAAUUUGGUAUUGCUAGGAAUCAGCAGCCCCAGUGCAAGCCUUCAUGCAUGGAAUGAGGAUCUCUGCACUCUUGUCUUGUGUUCAGCCGUGGGAUCUAUUCAGACGUGUAUGAACAAAAUGUAUAUGUCUAGAUGUAGAAGGCUCCUACUCUAUGCUUAAAGCAAAGGCUGGUCAUGACUAUACCAAGAGGUGAAUUGCUAGGAGAUCAAGAUCAAGAGGAAUUCCAAACUGAUGAGAAUGAUUGAAAGUUAUGAAGUUAGUAAAGGUAUUCAAAAAAACCCUAAUACAGUCAUGUGGCUAUUUAUAACCAGGAAGGUACUUUUUUUCAGCCAUCAGAAAUUUAAAACCUUUUCCAUAGGGUGUCUUUUUAACAACCUUACAUUUUGCCAAUAAAAUAAGCUUAACUGGACUUUACUGGUAUUAGUAACAUGGUAACAGUAUAAUAAGAUUGAGCCAAUGUUUUACUAAAUAUUAGGCAAUCCUGUACUACUGAAGCCAAUAAGAUUUCAACCUGUUAAUCUAAUUCUCAAUGAGUGUACAAAUGAUUCAAUUAUUAGUUGGUACUGGUGACUGCUGUACAGUUGUUUUAUUUUAAAUUAUUUUGUUUCUUUUUGGUAUAAAAAUGUUAAUUUAUUUCAAAAUUCCAAGCACUGCAGUAUUGCAUUAGAAGCACAGCAAUUUUGUUAUUUAUUUUUUUCUUUUAAAAAUAGCAUAUUUUUGUUUCUCCCAAUUGUACAUCUAUUAUACCUGAAAGCUGUUUAUAGCUUUCAGAAUUUUCCCUCCAUUAUUAAAUUAUUUGGGUUAAAUAUUCUGCGUAAUAUAUAUAUAUAUAAAAACGAAAAGCAAUGACUUGCAUUUAGCCUCAAGGCCAAAUGCAUCUAAAUAUGCAAUAUAAAAAAGCUUGCAUGACAUAAUUUCAUGUACCUUUCCCCAUAACCUUGAUGAUGAAGCUAGAUAAUUCUUAUUUCAUGAGAUUAUUCUUUCCCCCUCCCUGCAUAUUGGAGAUGCAUGUCUGAUACAGUGUUCAUUAAGGGAUGCAUGGCUUAAAUCCUCAUUGCAUUUUAAUCUCUCUCCUGCAGACUUCUUGAAAAUCCUCUCUAUUAAAUCUAAAGGUAACAGCGUGAUAAAUUGACAAGAUACAAAGAAAAAAUUAAUACAUUCUUGUGACUGCAGUUUAUUUUCUGUCAGACCCUGGAGAAAUUACGAGCCUUGUGUUUCAAUUAGUGUAUUGAUAUGAAGGUACAUCUGCUGCUUAUUAUUAUGCACUAAUAAAAAUAGUAUUGAUUGUUUUGAUAUAUUGCAGAUCUGGUUUUGUUGAAAUUUUAUUAUUAAAUCUGUUUUGGAAAUUUGCUAAAAAUGGUAGGGGAACAAUUUUGCCAAUAGCUGUGAGGGAGGAGAGGAAGAGAAAAUAAGAAUAAUCUAGCUUUUAAAAAAUAUUUAUUCAUGGGUAUGGCUUUGUGCACUAUAUCUAUGAAUAAACAAAACUACACCUCACUAGUUAUAGAUCUAGUGCUUCAAACCUUGGUUUGACUGUUAAAGGGUUGAUUAAAUUGAUCCUUUGUAAACUAACAAACAAAAAAUCCCGAUGUUUUGUGACUUUUGUAAUCUAUGAAUGUUCCCCUUUGCAUGAAUAUCCUUAUCUAAUCAACCACACAAAAGGACGUGUUGUGUUAUAUCGAAAUGGGUUGAAAUACUGGAGCAGUUUGCGUUAAAACACAAUUUGUAUACUGUACAUUUGCCUGCUGUAAAGGUUGGCUGUAACUAAACUGAAUUGAAGUUCUGUUGUAAUGCCUUUUUGAGGUUGGAUGGAGUAUUUCUAGAUGGUGGAGAUUACAGAUAGAUGUGCUCAUUGACUUAAAACUGAAUGUUAGAAACUUUUAUUGUGUUGCAUCUCUGAUUUUUAAAGGCAAGUAUAUUUCCUCAAUCUGGAUUCCAAAUCCAUUUGUUCUGAAAGCUCUGAAAUAAUUGCCAUGUCAAACCCGCUCUCAUCCUGGUCUUCAUACACCUGGACAAUCCUAGUUGAAUUUUUGUGUGUGUGAGGGAAUCAUGUAUUUGUACAUACGUAUAUGGUAUGAUCAUGCAGUUUGAAUGGCUGGGAAAUGAAGACAGUCCAGACUGGAAGAAAUGAAAUUAGAAGCUAAUAUACUGGUUCUUACAUCAUUAUGUUUCAAUUAAAAUUAUGGUGUAAUGUAUAACUAUCCCAGUAAAUAAACUGGCCAUCUUUUGUUCGUUGAA